AUGGCUGCCUCACUCGUUGUACCGGGCCAGGUUCUGGCCAGUACAUCUUCACACAUGCCUGGUUCAGGCACCCACGUCUACGAGAACAACAUCCUCGCCUCCAUCCUGGGCACGUCAGUGGUUACGCCGGCACCGAAUAAGUCGGGCAAGCCGACCAUCUCGGUACCCCGUCAAGCGACCGCCGUCGCGUCCAUCAAUUCACUCCCCAAAGUCGGCUCGUCGGUUCUGUGCCGCGUGACCAGGGUUCGGCAAAGAGAACUCUCGGCGUCCAUCCUGGCCAUCAUCGACCCGUCUUCUCCGUCUCCAGCAAUCUCCGCCAGCGACAUCAUCUCUUACUCCCAACUCACCGACGACGACCUCCAAUUCCAGUGCAUUCUCCGGCGCGAAGACAUCCGGACGCACGAAAAGGACAAGAUCGUGAUCAACGACAUGUACCGCGUCGGCGACAUCAUCCGCGCCACUGUGAUCAGCUUGGGCGACGAGAGGAACUACUACAUCAGCACGGCGGGGAAUGAGUUUGGCGUCGUGGUGGCCACAAGUGAGGCGGGCAACGCCAUGGUACCCGCGAGUUGGAAGGAGAUGAAGGAUGCCGUGACGGGGAAGGGUGAAAGCCGAAAAGUCGCCAAACCUUCGUGA
Fonsecaea nubica is the source of this 636-nucleotide messenger RNA. RefSeq lists its product as hypothetical. Bases 1 to 636 code for a protein of 211 amino acids. The record is from RefSeq and is a predicted model, not a curated record. Gene Ontology annotation, biological process: RNA processing. Gene Ontology annotation, cellular component: nuclear exosome (RNase complex); cytoplasm. Gene Ontology annotation, molecular function: RNA binding. NCBI's taxonomy places the organism in Eukaryota, Fungi, Ascomycota, Eurotiomycetes, Chaetothyriales, Herpotrichiellaceae. The transcript has a single exon.